AUGACAAAUCGAAAAGACCAGUGUAAAGCACGUCAUAUUAAAUAUGCUUUAAACUGUAGUGUGACUUUAAGGACUUUGAAUUUAGUUUGUUUUGGUGUUACGCGUAUUUUGUUUCAACUGUACCAUUUAUCAACCAUGGGAGUAUCUGAUACCGGUUCCUCCAUCACGUCAGACUUGUCACCCCACGACCCUGAUCGUCCAGGAUCUGGUAGUGGUAUAGACGACGAAGACAUCCCCAGGCGGAAACAAAGACGGUAUAGAACGACAUUCACGAGCUACCAACUCGACGAACUUGAGAAAGCCUUUGGGAGAACACACUAUCCUGACGUUUUUACCAGAGAAGAGCUGGCAUUAAAAAUUGGUCUUACGGAAGCGAGAAUACAAGUAUGGUUUCAAAACCGGCGAGCAAAGUGGAGGAAGCAAGAGAAGGUGGGACCACACGCACAUCCCUACAGCGGGUACUUAAGCAGCGGGCAGCCUCUACCGACACCUACACUGUCGAUGCCGCCGCACUCGCUUUCACAGCUUGGUUUUGGACUGAGAAAGCCUUUUGAUACCGCUUUGGCAUCCUUUAGAUAUGCAAGCUCUCCACUGUUCGGCGCUCAGUAUCUGCCACCUCUAUCCCGUCCCCAACUCUUCGGGGCCCCAUUAUACGCAACAUCACCACAUUUCCAUUCGAUUUUCGCCAACUUAACAGUACCAGAACCUCCUCGUUUUUCGCCUGAACAAUCUCGACUUUCUCCAGAAGUUAUUCGUUCUCCUGCUCCAUCUAUUUCACCCCCCAUCUCUCCUGGAAGUGAAUCCAUCCCCCCCACAGAAGAUGUGAGAAGUACCAGUAUAGCAGCUUUAAGAUUAGCAGCUCGAGAACAUGAACUACGAUUAGAACUGCUUAGACAAAGAGCUGAUCUUAUUUGU
Brenthis ino (lesser marbled fritillary) is the source of this 915-nucleotide messenger RNA. Lineage: Eukaryota; Metazoa; Arthropoda; Insecta; Lepidoptera; Nymphalidae. The record is from the annotation of a GenBank genome assembly.